GGGGCGUUCAAUGUAUCCUUUCGGAUGAAGUUCGAGGAUGGGGGAUCAGCGUUGAUCCGCUUCCCCAAACUCGGUGCCACCAUGUUCCCGGAGGAAAAUGUGAGGAACGAAGUGGCCGUGAUCCGGUAUAUCCAGGAGCACAUCUCGAUCCCCGUGCCGUUCAUCUUGCAUUGGGAGUCCAAGAACGAGAGUCCGCUUCAUCUCGGCCCGUUUAUCCUGAUGGAAUACAUCGACCACGACACGGACCUGGGCACCGCAUUGAACACGCCAACACUGAGCCCCGAGGACCGUCCGAUCCUCGAUUUAUCGAUCUAUAUCGACAAGCUGGAGAUGCUAUACGGACAGAUGGCCGAUAUCUUACUUCAGCUGUCGCAGAUAUCCCUUUCCCGGAUCGGCUCGCCUGUCCCAAAUUGA
This is a messenger RNA of Aspergillus campestris IBT 28561, 414 nucleotides long. RefSeq lists its product as uncharacterized. The transcript has a single exon. The annotation marks the transcript as partial. NCBI's taxonomy places the organism in Eukaryota, Fungi, Ascomycota, Eurotiomycetes, Eurotiales, Aspergillaceae. The record is from RefSeq and is a predicted model, not a curated record.